CAAGGGAGGGGGCAAAACUCCGCCUUCCAGAUCGCUACAUUAUACCAAUUUUCUGCCUCUGCCUUGCUAUAGUGUUACCUGGGGAUUCCCUCCUUGGGUUUCAUUCAUUAGAAUCCGUUCGGAAUCUCCCACACAUCCUCAGAAAUUAUCUCCAGAGUUACAGCUGCAAACCCGAAGAAAACGAUUAAAAAUAAAAAAAAGAAGAUUGCUCUUUUUUAUGCCUGAUCUAUUUGGAUUUGGGGUUGCUGCUGUUACAGUAAAAUGAUUGAGAGACCCGAUUCUGCAGUUUCCAGCAUAGCGCAGAGGAAUCUGGAGGGAUAUGUUGGAUUCGCCAACCUCCCCAACCAGGUCUACAGAAAGUCUGUGAAGAGGGGCUUCGAGUUCACACUGAUGGUUGUAGGUGAAUCAGGCCUGGGAAAAUCCACCCUCAUCAACUCACUCUUCCUCACAGACCUCUACUCCAAGGAGUACCCUGGGCCCUCGCAGCGCAUCAAAAAGACUGUCCAGGUAGAGCAGUCCAAAGUGUUGAUUAAAGAAGGCGGGGUCCAGCUCACCCUGACGAUCGUCGACACUCCCGGCUUUGGGGAUGCGGUGGACAACAGCAACUGCUGGCAGCCAGUCAUCAACUACAUUGACAGCAAGUUUGAAGACUUCCUGAAUGCAGAGUCUCGUGUCAACAGGAGGCUUAUGCCUGAUAACAGGGUGCACUGCUGCCUGUACUUUAUCGCCCCCUCUGGCCAUGGGCUCAAGCCCCUGGACAUCGAGUUCAUGAAGAGACUUCACGACAAAGUGAAUGUCAUCCCUCUCAUCGCCAAGGCAGACACCCUUACCCCUGAGGAGUGCCAGCUCUUCAAGAAACAGAUCAUGAAGGAAAUCCAAGAACACAAAAUCAAGAUCUAUGAGUUCCCCGACACAGAGGACGAUGAAGACAGCAAGCUGAUCCGGAAGAUCAAGGAGAAGAUGCCCCUCGCCGUAGUGGGCAGCAACGUGGUCAUCGAGGUCAAUGGGCGGAAGGUCAGAGGUCGCCAGUAUCCCUGGGGUGUAGCAGAAGUCGAGAAUGGAGAACACUGUGACUUCACAAUUCUCCGCAACAUGCUGAUCAGAACUCACAUGCAGGACCUGAAGGAUGUGACGAACAAUGUGCACUAUGAGAACUACCGCAGCAAGAAGCUGGCUGCUGUCACCUGCAAUGGAGUGGAUGCCACCAAGACCAAGGGCCAGCUCACCAAGAGCCCCCUGGCCCAGAUGGAGGAGGAGCGGCGGGAGCAUGUGGCCAAAAUGAAGAAGAUGGAGACGGAGAUGGAGCAGGUCUUUGAGAUGAAGGUCAAAGAAAAGAAGCAGAAACUGAAGGAUUCGGAGGCGGAGCUGGAGCGGCGCCACGAGCAGAUGAAGAAGAACCUGGAGGCGCAGUACAAGGAGCUGGAGGAGAAGCGCCGGCAGUUCGAGGAGGAGAAGGCUAACUGGGAGGCCCAGCAGCGCAUCCUGGAGCAGCAGAAGCUCGACGCCUCCAAGACCAUGGAGAAAAACAAGAAGAAGGGAAAGAUCUUUUGAGAGGCACCUCAGGCCCUCCUCAGUCCCAAAUAAACCACAAACUCCUUUUGACAUCAUCGCAUCCCCCUGCUGAAUACUAUAUCUGGGCAGAAUCUCCAUCCACACUCCAGACACACCAACGUUCCAGGACACAUACUCGCUCCACUAUACCACACGCAUGUAGAAAUACUUCUGCCCUGACCCGCCUGUACAAUAUCUAUAAGCAUCCUUGCUGAUUCAUCCUUAGGCAUUGCGCCGUACUGAUGCAAACUAUGCACAGAUCUCUUCAUCCGCACUGCUACUCUGUGCAUCGACCAACACACCUACUGCAUACCUGCGUAGCUUCCACACACCACCCGCCAGCGCACUCACACCUACAUGCCAAGCCAGCUGAGCAAGACACCACAUCACACGUGUACCCAUUCCCAGCAUACCUCUGAGAGGACUUCAGGAAGCAGUGCCAUGGAGAGCUGGUGAAAGGAUUGCCAGGGCAGAGAAAGGAACUGGCCUGGAUGCAGGAUGACUGGUGCCGGCAGCUUAUCCUAAACCUGCUUGUAGGGGUUUGAAAAAAUGGGGGGUUUGGGGGAGGGUGCAAGGCUAUGCGGAGGAUCACAGGAGAGGCAGAGAGGAUCGAACUGGAUUGAAGCUGCGGAUCUAGUUUGGUGAUUCCAACACUGAGAUCAUCAACGUCCCCAGCUGGUGGCAAACUAACGGCAUCAGUGAAGCGUCCUCUUCGGCGCCAGUUUAGACACAGAUGUGGAGCUGUGACACUGGCACAGCACUAUCUUCUUCCCAGCACCUUCUUGCUCAGAAGACGGGACGCUACAGUCACUCAUGUCUAACAGUUCCUGUUGUGUGUAGGAAGUCUAAUGCUUUUUGAAGGGGAAUCAUACAGAAUCUCACCUGUACUUCUCAAUACAACACCACUUCCAUCCCAGGAAAGCUGACAAAAUUUAGUGUGUAGUGUUAAUCACUGUGCCACUGUACUGCAGUGAUGUUGUCUGCCAUUUAAAGGCUCAAAGCAUGUUUCUUCCACCAGUGUGGAGUAUAUUUAUUAUUGGCAUAAUUCAAACAAAAUGAUUCUCACUGUUUUCUCCUUGACAUCAUGGGUUGAGUGUUAAAUUCAUUUUCUUUUGUUACAGUGAUAUGGUGGGAUUUUGCUUCUGAUCUUUAGACCUUAUUAGCUGUGGACUAAAAGGGUGUGAAACAUCCCAAUGUUGAAUGAAUACCUUCUUUUAAGGUUAUUUUCUGAGGCCAGAUACCUGUGUUAAACCGAAAACCACCAUUGAUGGGCAUUUGAGAGUGGCAGAUUGGAAAAACCUUGGUUCAGUGUGCCCUGGCUUCCUCUUAGAUAUCUACCAAAAUUGAUUUAGAUUAGUAGCUAAGACUAAGUAUAGGAAUUUGUAACCUUCCAGACUAGUGAAAAUGUCUGAACUUGUUUACAGGUUCCAUACAAUAUCAUUAGUCCACUGUGGAUGAAUAGGGUAGCUAGUGUGUCUAUCAGGAUAAUGGUCACACACAGCUGGAUCUCCAGUCUAUGUUGAGGCUCAAUGUGUUACUACAGAAAGCCUGAAUGCAAACACCAGGGAAAGUUUGAAGAGUUUCGCCUGUAAUCCAGAAGUAAGACAUUCCUAUGCAGUUUAACUCAAUUUUACCAGAAAUGGAUGUUGUGCAUUCAGAAACUACUGAUAAAAAGCACAAAACUAAAAAAAUAAAUACAAAUGCAACAUGGUUUUAAGGCUUGACAUUUGAGAAUAAAGUGAUAGAUAUGAGUAUGCUACGUUAGCUUGGAAAUGUGGUUUGAAAAAUGUCCUUAUGCUGAAUUAGGCUGGUUGAUUGUCAUGUUGAACUUCAGAAUAUCUUCUCUCUUGUGAAGCUCUUCCAGGCCUUUCACUUUUUUUCAGGUGUGUUUUCAAGUAUUUAAAAAUCUAGUGACUCUAACUUAAACUCACUUCACUGCAGUCUGUACCUGGCAAAUAUAAGUCCAGGCCACUGAAGGAUUGUUAAGAUACGGUGCAUUUAUUAGCUUAAUUUUACUGUUGACAGCACCACACUGCACCAGAGAAGUUUUUGUGACCAAGUAGAUCAUGAUACAGUAUUACUUUAAGUAAUAAAUAAAAAGCAGAAACAAUGCUCUGUUUGUGAAAUCCAUUUCAACUUGCAGGCAUUUCAGAGGUGUGUGGGUACCAGCAACAAUUUCAAAUGGUAACCAUAGUGUUCUAUUAAUUGCUCUAAAGUGUAUCCUACAAAGGUUUAGUAAAAUGUCCAGCAAAGUUAUUUUUCUAUUUGAUUCAUAAAGAGGUCCUCAAAUAUGGAAGAAUUUGAGUAAACAGGAGCUGAAUUGAAUGGAAUACCCCAUAUAAAAAGUGAGUUUUCUUCCAGUUAAAACCAGAUGUGUGCCCAAGCUAUGCAAUUGGACCAGCCUCUACUGUACUGUUUUAGGUGGAAUGUCAGCUGAUACUGUGCUCUUUUAUCCCUGCAUGUUUGUACUGCUUGAAACUAAUAGAUCUAGUUUGACAUCACUUUGCCGGUUUAUUCUCUUAUGCUAACAACAGCUCUUUCCCCUCUCUAUUGCUACCUACUCCUCCUUCCAGGAUAAUAUUGUAGAAAAUAAGACACUCUGGACUCAAACAGCUGUGACUAUUCAGGCUUUUCGGACAUCUGGACUGAGAGUAGCAGGUCUGGUUUAUGAAGUGAUACAUUGCUGUGUAAAUUUCUCUUUUGAUAUCUGUGUGAAAUCCGUUGAGGAUCCAGUUGUCUUGUCCUUGUGCAGAAGUGGUCUUGUGGUGGAACGUAUUGAAGGCUUUGCUAAUUGACAAUACAGUGAUGGGGGGGCAAGUAUAUUCAAAUAAUAAUAAUAAUGUCAAUUAUUUCAUUGAUUAAAAAAGGCUAGAAAUGGAAUCACUCUGAACUGAGUCAUCUCAAGGUGUCUUCCACCAUCACUGACUCCUGCUUGCUUUGGAUGAUUGGAUGAAUUGGAAACUGGGUUUUCUUUGGAGAUGUCCUUUUCAAAUCUUCCUGUUUCAGAUUUUCCCUUUGCCUGCUCUUUCUUGUGCAGCUGUGAUUUGGGGAGAUCAGGCCAAUGCAAAAGGCUGCUAUCUUUUUUUUAAUUCAAACAUGAUUCACUUAAAAAAAAAACACAUAGAAGUGGAAGGUUCCAAGAAGGUGGGAGAAAAGAUGUGCAAAGUGAAAGCAAGGGGGGCUAUGAGCUGCCUGAGCAGCGAUGGAGGAGAAUUCAGCAGGCUUUGGAAAUAUGUGACCUCUGAGUAAAGCAAGAGACAGCAGGACAAGGCAGGAGUUCCCAUCUCAGGACCCUGUGAAUAGCCACUCCAUCCCGUGUGGCUCUUCUGUUUCCAAUCUUAAAUCUGCAUACCGUUUGUAAAAUCGUUUAAUCAUUUGUACAUCUGGGCAUUCAGAUAUUUUGUCUGUAUCCAAAAGUGAGUACAUUGGAAUGGUGAUGUUAUUAUUGUCAUAUGUAUGUUAACUUUUUUUAACAUUUUGCAGGACGUGCCAAAACCCAGCAUUUUAUGUCUGUUUUAGUGAGGUUAAAAAGAGUGCUGAUUUAUUUGAGUUAUACUGUAUAAAGGUAUGAACCUCAAAGGGAAAAGUAAAAACAUUCAAUAAGGAGAAAGUCCUAGGUCCUGCAGGAUCUGCAUAUGCUCGGUGUGAUCGUAAGCCCAAGGAAAUAUCAUUUCUGUGCUACUGUCGUGUAUAAGGUAUUUUGAAAACCAAAAAAUAAAAUAACACUCUUUUUGGUAGUUAUUCCUAACUAGGUAUGUGUUGGAGCAUUAUUUAUAAUCCGUGUGUUUGGUUAGAUUUGGGUCCAUUUAUCAUUUUUUACAAGCUGACACCACAAUUGUAGUUUCCAGAUGAAUAAAAAUUACUUUUCCAUGAUAGUAAUAGAGUGUAUAGCAUUGCCUUUCCUAAGGUGACACUGCAAGGCAGAUGUUGGCUUCAUGACACCCUUGGUGUAUUUAGAGUAUGAGCAAUAACCUGUCGGAUCAAUGUUAUUUACUAAAAACACUACCCAGUGGCAGACACAUUCUUGUUCGCUGCUUAAACUCUAGAGGUGGCCAGUAGAGACCCAACACGGCCAUUUUUCCAGGCCAAUCCAAUGAAACAUGGUGGCUCACCUUCACUAUCUCUAUUCUUCUUAGUCUGUGAUUGUUAGUGUUCAGCAGGGCAUUUUCUGCCUGUGGGUCCACUUGUCUGAGGAAACAAGCAAUUGGGUUUCAGGCGAAAGACGUUCCAUUUCCAUGAAAUCCAUAAAAAAAUAAAUCUUUGUAUAUACCCAUCAAAAGAGGGCAUGGGUGUGAAUAUGUUUUGUAUUGAAAUAUGUUAUAUGCAGAACUGCAGCUCAGCAAAAAAAAAACAUAAAACAUUUUGGUGAAUGACUGAAGGUUUUAACUGUAUCCAGUAUUGUAUUUUCUCUUGCACCCUGUGUUGAAUCUUGGCCGUUUCAUGUCACCCGCUGAGUGUCUAGACUGCAACAGCAGUACCCGCAGGAAUCAUGGGAGUAUGCCUAUUGACUUGCAGCUUCCUGUCUGGGAAUUCUGGGAAGGAAACAAUGUGCAUACUGAAUCAUUCUUGCACACUGUUCUUGUUCUAGCAGGAAGGUGGCAGCCUCAAGCUAAAUGUUUACUCAUCACACCACCAUUAAGAUGAAACCGUUAAUCCAAUCCUCUCAAUUUCCUUCUUAGUAUUGAGACACUGUGUUUGCUUUGUUUUUGUCUUGUAGCUCAUUUUGUAAUUAUUAAAGGAUAUAAUAAUGAA
Molecule: messenger RNA, 6303 nt
Organism: Lepisosteus oculatus (spotted gar)
Lineage: Eukaryota; Metazoa; Chordata; Actinopteri; Semionotiformes; Lepisosteidae
Gene: septin15
Product: septin 15
Biological process (GO): intracellular protein localization; cilium assembly; cytoskeleton-dependent cytokinesis
Cellular component (GO): septin ring; microtubule cytoskeleton; cell division site
Molecular function (GO): GTP binding; molecular adaptor activity; GTPase activity
Source: RefSeq, a predicted model, not a curated record